AUGACAGACUGGAAUGCAGACCCUGCACCUUCACCAGGCCCCAGGAUGGUCCUCAACCCCAGGCUAGCCUACCUCAUGGAGGACGGCUUCUCCUCGCUCAUUCUGAGGAUUCUCAGGAAUAGUGUACUUAUAGAAGAAAGGAAUAUCAAAGGAAUUCUAGAAGAUUCUCUGUCUGAAGCAGAAGAUUUCUUUUCUGGAAUCACACAGUCUGUGGUAGAAGCCGUAGUUGAAGAGGACAAACAAAGUGUUUCAGAAAUAGUGUCAUCAGCUUGUGUUAUGACUGUAGAAUCAGGAAUUUGCACUGGGGAUGAGAAGAUAGUGAGCAAAAAGGAUAUUUCAGAAAAAAGCAACAUGGAUGAAAAGGAGGAGAAUGAAAUUAAUACCAAGGAAGCCAGAAUGGAUCUACAGAUAGGAACAGAGAAGGAUGAAAAGAAUGAAGCUAAGAUGGUUGCAGAAAAAUUGGAGAAGAUUAAGGUAGCAAUGAAAGAAAAGCCUGCAGAGAACACUGUAAUCAAGGCCUGCCCAAAUAAAGGAGUGGGUCAGACCAAUGAGCCUGAUGAAACUGGUAAAACUAGUAUGCUGGCUGUAUCAAAUGUAUCUAGCAGUAAAUCAAACACCAAGGCUGCUAUGGUCUCUUCUCCUAAGGCAAAAACUACAGCGUCAAAAACUGAAAAUCAGAAAAGUUUUCUAAAAUCUGUGCUCAGAGAUCAAGUAAAUACUGAAAAGAAACUUUCAACCAAGGAACUUGGUCUACUUAAAAGUACCAGGACAGGCUUGGCAGAAAGCAGAAGUAAACUCAAACCCACUCAGAGUGGUGUUACCAGAGGAGGCCGUGGAAAGAUCUCAGCCCUGCAAGGCAAGGAUUCUAAACUGGAUUACAAGGAAAUAACCAAACAGUCUCAGGAAACAGAGGCUAGACCUUCCAUCAUGAAACGCGAUGACAGCAACAAUAAGGCUUUGUCUGGGCAAAACACUAAGAAUUUUAAAAUCCCCGCUGGUAGAAGUUCCAAAUGUAAAGAGGAACCAUUAUUUCCAGUUAACUUGGAUGAAUUUGUUACUGUGGAUGAGGUUAUAGGAGAAGUGAAUUCUUCUCAAGCCAAGCAGAAUCCAUUAAAGGGAAAAAGGAAAGAAGCUUUUAAAAAUACUCCUUCCUCUGAACUUAACUUGAAAAAAAAAAAAAAGAAGAAAGGGAAAACCUCUGCUUCUCGUGGUGUUGAGGGAGAAUUAUCUUUUGUAACGUUGGAUGAGAUUGGGGAAGAGGAAGAUGCAGCUGCACAAGCUCUAGUCACUGUGGAUGAAGUAAUUGAUGAAGAAGAACUAAAUAUGGAAGAAAUGGUAAAAAAUUCAAAUUCACUUCUUACAUUAGAUGAAUUAAUUGACCAGGAUGAUUGCAUUUCCCACAGUGAACCGAAAGAUGUUACUGUUCUAUCAGUGGCAGAAGAACAAGAUCUUCUCAAAAAAGAAUGCUUGGUAAGUGGAGAAGUAGAAGAGCUGCCUUUAAAUGAGUCAGCAGACAUAACUUUUGCCACCUUAAAUGCUAAAGGAGAUGAAGGAAAUGCUGUAAGGGAUUCCAUUGGGUUCAUUUCUUCUCAGAUGCCAGAAGACCCUACUUUAGUCACUAUAGAUGAAAUACAGGAUGACAGCAGUGAUUUGCAUUUAGUGACUUUGGAUGAAAUAACUGAAGAGAAUGAAGAUCUGGCUGAUUUUAACAACCUUAAAGAAGAACUUAAUUUUGUUACUGUUGAUGAAGUUGGAGAGGAGGAAGAUGGAGACAGUGAUUUAAAAGUUGAAUUAGCACAAAGCAAUAAUGAUGGUCCUCUAGAUAAAAGAGGAGAUAGAAAGAAGAGAGCCAUGGACACAAAGAAGACAAAACUUGAAGCCUUGUCCCAAAUGGGUCCAGUAAAUGAGAAUAUUACAGAAGAUCUGAAAACCAUGAUUGAAAGACACUUAGCAGCUGAAGCACCAAUGAAGAGAAUUAGAAUUGGUGGUAAAGCACCACCCUCAGAAAAAACUGCUGCAAUAGAAUCAGCAAAGGGUGAAGAGGCCUUCCAAAUUAGUGAAGUCGAUGAAGAAUCUGGAUUAAAGGAUUCGGAACCAGAUGGAAAACGCAAGAAGAUUGAAGACUCUUGUUUAGGCAAAUCAGUGACACCUGAUAUCCUAGAAGGUAAAAAAGCAAUGACAAAUCACUGCAAGAGUACACGUCAUAAGCAAAAUACAGAGAAAUUCAUGGCCAAGCAAAGAAAGGAAAAGGAGCAAAAUUAGGCUGAAGAAAGAAGCUCCAGGUGA
Sciurus carolinensis (gray squirrel) is the source of this 2286-nucleotide messenger RNA. RefSeq names its product zinc finger protein 638-like. The record is from RefSeq and is a predicted model, not a curated record. Lineage: Eukaryota; Metazoa; Chordata; Mammalia; Rodentia; Sciuridae.